ACGGACUUCUGCGGAUUGUCCAGAAAUUGAAUGCCGAGCCAGACGAUAUCGUCAAGGUUGAGUUAUUGUUGUCCGAUCCGAACGGGCUCGACCAAUUCAUCAGCAAAAAAAGAGAUCUUCGUCCAGCGCCGAUCUCCAGGACCCCCAUUUCGAUAGUUCGAAAGUGUCCACUCUGGGUGAUAUACCGACUGCAUGGAUGUGGGCUUGGGUAUCACAGGUAGCUAAGCCGCCGCCGUCGAAAAAGAUCAUCGAGAAAUAUUCGAACAGAGUUCAGGACGUUCGCCAUAUCCGCUUGUUUGCCAGUGGGCUCCCUGACAACUUCCCGAUCAAGGGCGAUUACCUGGUGAAAACAAAUUUGGCUGCCCUCCUCACUGAUUGUCACGAGUUUCGAGGGAACUUGCUCCAUAAUUUCUUCGGGGAUGCGACGGGCGAGUUCGACAAGAUUGACUACCAGCGUGGCACGGGCGUGCUCAAAUUCGAAGUCAUCCCCGACACAGA
Messenger RNA from Prorocentrum cordatum, 498 nucleotides. Lineage: Eukaryota; Dinophyceae; Prorocentrales; Prorocentraceae. The record is from the annotation of a GenBank genome assembly.